AUGCCCUAUCUCUUCGCCAUGAUUAAGCAUCUCGCAUCCAAGUGGAACUCAUCAAAUGACCUGAAAACGCCUACCGCGGCUCCCAAGUGCCCCGACAACAAAAGGAAUCCAGAGCCUAAGACAAAUCAGCCUGGGCAUCAGCUCUUAAGUAUUGAUCUAACUCUCGUAUCUCAUGUUGUCUACGGCAUAAACCUUAGGAAUCCCUGCCUUCGUCUUUCACAGUGGCUAUCUCCAUCAGAGGCGACAGAAAGUUUCUUCUCAAAAGAUAUUUGGUUGGCACCUCCACAGUUCUAUGAAAUAAGACGGCUUGAAAACUUUGCCUCUCUCUCUGACUUGCACAAAUUUUGUUUGGAUCGUGUAUUAGAAGGGGUGGAAAGAUGGCUGCCAAUCACAUUAGUAACUGCUGAUGGGAUGCUCCAGCUUCUACCAGGUGAUGACCUGUACUUAGAAGAUUCAAACUAUUUAGAAAAUUUUAUGUCUACUGAAAAAAAGAUUGAAGAAAUAAUGAAGGAAGGCAAAAAAUUCCAUCGAGUAGUGAUACGCAACCGCCAUCUUUAUGAUAUCCACGUGACUGUUCAGUCGAAGUAUAAACAUGUUUACCCUAAGAACUAUAUAGUUAGUAAGAGUCGUUUGUAGGUUGCUGCUUGUCUGUAAGUUGGCCUACUUGAAGUCUUCCUGAAUAAUGAGGGCUGACUAAAUUUGCUUGGAACUUAAAUGCGGUGUUUCCUGUUUCAAGGGUAUUAUGGAGCUCUUUUGCUUGUUUUAUUCUUUAAACCUUACAGUAUGCCACAGUUAUAAAGUAUUAAUGAUAUCGUUACCAAAACAAGAAAAAAAGCCACAAAGGUUCCCACUUCUGUAUUGUUUUAUUGACUCAAAAGUUUAAGUAAGAUAUUCUGUCGCCAUUGUUGUUCUGCUGUCCAGUGUAUCAGUACUUUCCCUGACGUGCCUUGGAAGUUGAUCUGUGCAUUUUUAGACUCUGCUGAAACUACAUGAAGGAUGUCGGAUAAGAUGGUGAACAGUAGACAAAGACAAUGACCUUCAGGUGAUAAUGUCAUAUCAUUGUUUUCCUGCUGUCUUUAGCUUAAUCAAUUUUUUUUUUUUUUGAGUUGGAGUUUCACUCUGUCGCCCAGACUGGAGUGCAGUGGCCGCUC
Carlito syrichta (Philippine tarsier) is the source of this 1151-nucleotide messenger RNA. It is a transcript of the gene NUDT19, whose product is annotated as nudix hydrolase 19. Gene Ontology annotation, molecular function: hydrolase activity, acting on acid anhydrides, in phosphorus-containing anhydrides. Lineage: Eukaryota; Metazoa; Chordata; Mammalia; Primates; Tarsiidae. The record is from RefSeq and is a predicted model, not a curated record. The transcript has 3 exons. Bases 1 to 636 code for a protein of 211 amino acids. Gene Ontology annotation, cellular component: mitochondrion.